Messenger RNA from Impatiens glandulifera, 651 nucleotides. Its product is annotated as LOB domain-containing protein 30-like. Gene Ontology annotation, biological process: hormone-mediated signaling pathway; positive regulation of DNA-templated transcription. The record is from RefSeq and is a predicted model, not a curated record. Gene Ontology annotation, cellular component: nucleus. Lineage: Eukaryota; Viridiplantae; Streptophyta; Magnoliopsida; Ericales; Balsaminaceae. Bases 1 to 651 code for a protein of 216 amino acids. The transcript has 2 exons.
AUGAGCACCGACACCAAUUCCAGCGCCAUAAUCGUUAUCAAGCCAUGCGGAGCCUGUAGAUACUUGCGAAAGAAAUGCCUCGACAAUUGCAUAUUCGCACCUUACUUUGAUUCCGAUAAAGGAACCGCCAAUUUCGCAUCGAUUCAUAAUAUUUUUGGAGCGAGCAACGUUACAAAACUUCUAACGAAUAUUUCGAUCGACAAACGGCCCGAUGCAGUUAGGACUUUAAAUUAUGAAGCUCAUGCUCGUCUCCAAGAUCCUAUAUAUGGUUGCGUAUCUCAAAUCUUUGGUCUCCAAAAUCAGGUGAUCAAUCUUCAACGAGAGAUUGUGUGCUUACAAGCCCAAUUAGCCAGGCAGCCGCCAACUCACCAGCCACCUCAGCAACAGCUACAGUCUUCUCUGUCCAUGUCGGACUACCCUUUUGGUGGUGGUGCCACCUAUGAUAUGGCACCUCUCUUUGAGUUUGAUCCUAAUAUUGGAUCAUCUCAUCAGCCGGAUUCAUGGACAGCCGUUCAGCAGCAGUUCCAUGAUCGGAACCCAUUCACCGGAGCUCCGGUGGGCGGCGGUGACGGCGGUGGUGGAGAAGAUUUACCGAUAAGGAAUUAUCGUGGAAGGAAAAGAUCUGCCCCCAAGCAUGCCACCUGUUACUAA